Messenger RNA from Penicillium longicatenatum, 1029 nucleotides. Its product is annotated as ketopantoate reductase family protein. The record is from RefSeq and is a predicted model, not a curated record. The transcript has 3 exons. Gene Ontology annotation, biological process: pantothenate biosynthetic process. Gene Ontology annotation, molecular function: 2-dehydropantoate 2-reductase activity. Bases 1 to 1029 code for a protein of 342 amino acids. NCBI's taxonomy places the organism in Eukaryota, Fungi, Ascomycota, Eurotiomycetes, Eurotiales, Aspergillaceae. Gene Ontology annotation, cellular component: cytoplasm.
AUGGCACAGAAGUCUCGAAUUUUGUUAGUUGGUUGUGGAGGAGUCGGGACCAUAGCUGCCUUGAACCUUGAGCAUGGAAACAAGGCCGAGGUUUCCUGUGUCUUGAGAUCGAAUUUUGAGAUUGUCAAUAUGCAAGGAUUUACAAUUCGGUCGUGUGAGCACGGAGAUCUCACGGCUUGGCGGCCAAGUCAAAGUCAGAAUCCCUGCUCGUCCGUCCUGGAUAAAGUUCCAGACAUAUCAGAUCCAAAAGUUCAACACUUCGAUUACAUCGUGUGCUGCACCAAAAACACGCCAGACAUCAAUCCCAUUGGCCAAAUUAUUGCCCCUGCGGUGUCACCCAACCACACGGUCAUUGUUCUGAUUCAAAAUGGGCUCAACAUCGAAAAGCCGUUGAUGGCUCAGUUCCCCCAUAAUAUGAUUCUGUCGGGAGUUAGUCGCAUCGAUGCUCAUGAGAUCAGCAAAGGUGUCAUUGAGCAAAAGCAGCGGGAUCUCCUUUAUGUCGGACCCUUCCCUUCGCAGUCUCAUGACGCAGAAUCGCUCAGCAAGUCUUCCCUGCAUUUUAUUGAUAUCUACGGCGCUGCAGGUAAAACCACCUGUCUCUACAAGCCUGACGUUGGGUAUGACCGCUGGGCGAAAUUGGUCUACAACGCGACGCUCAAUCCCGUCUCCGCUCUGGUGGAUCUAAACACGGGAGAGCUUCAGAUGACUAGUGUGAUUGACACGCUGGUCAUUCCAGCCAUGAGAGAAGUAAUGAAAGUUGCAGAAGCUGCGGGUCAUAAGCUCCCAGAUGAAAUCAUUGAAGAAACUAUCCGCAGUAAUCCUAUUGAGAAGAUGAUUACGCCUAGUAUGCAGGUUGACACUCAGAUGGGAUCAUUUAUUGAGCAUGAGAAUUUGCUUGGGGAGGUAUGCCGUGAUGCCCAAAGACUCGGCGUGGAUGCUCCGAUUCUCUCUACUCUGUACUCCCUAUGCGUUGCUGUUCAAUGGCGCACCAAGAGGAAUAAAGGCCUGAAAGAUUCAAAUUUCUCUUAA